Molecule: messenger RNA, 447 nt
Organism: Gigantopelta aegis
Lineage: Eukaryota; Metazoa; Mollusca; Gastropoda; Neomphalida; Peltospiridae
Product: tigger transposable element-derived protein 4-like
Exons: 1
Coding region: 1-447 (148 amino acids)
Cellular component (GO): nucleus
Molecular function (GO): DNA binding
Source: RefSeq, a predicted model, not a curated record
AUGCCACCUAAACCCAGUAAGCCGAUCGCGUUAACGUUGGAACAGAGAGUAGAGGUCAUUAAAAAAUCAGAGAAAGACAAAUUGAGUGCUAGAAAAAUUGCUGAACAUUUCGGGGCGGGUAGAACUCAGAUUGAUGGCAUUUUAAAGAGAAAAGCGGAGAUGUUGGCAGAUUAUGAUAACAACCAGCCCUCUGACAGAAAAGGGCAGAGAAAACUUACAGGCAAUGAGGAUAUUAACAUGUUGGUUUGGAAAUGGUUCCAAGAUGCCACUGCUCGUAGAAUAAAUGUCAGCGGUCCACUGAUUAAGGAGAAGGCGUUAAAAUUUGCCGAAGAUUUGGGAAUAGCGAGUUUCAAAGCGUCAAAUGGGUGGCUGGAUUCAUUCAGGCAUAGGCACAACAUCGUCGCAGGUACACAAAGUGGGGAGCGAGGUGACUUCUUUAGCAAGUGA